GGUCAGCCCAGAAGCCUGCCGCAAAACUCGAUUGGGCAAUCUCGUUGCGUCCCCAAGUCGAAAAUUAGGUGAGAAGCCAGCGCGAGUGAACUACAUAAUUACAAUUCGACAUCCAGUCACAAAUCAAGUCGUAAAAAGCAGAGAAAAAAGGUCAAGAUGACAGCAACAACGGCACCAGAAGCUGCACUCGGAGUUCUUCCGCGUUCGGACGGUUCUGCAAAAUAUUCCCACGCCGGGUACACCGUCACGGCGUCGGUCAAUGGCCCCAUCGAAGCGCAGAGGAGGGAUGAGCACGCAUACGAGGCACACGUUGACGUCGUCGUACGGCCAGCAGCGGGCGUCGGAGGAACCCGGGAGCGGCACCUCGAAUCCCUCUUGCAGUCCUCUCUCACUCAGCUCAUCCUCGUCAAGAACUUCCCCCGCUCUCUCAUCCAGAUCGUUCUCCAGAUCGAAGACUCUCCAGAGAACGACCAUGUGAACACGAAGCUUGUUCAGGCGAGCCUGAACUUUGCCAUUAUGCCGGCGUUGGUCCAGGCGGCUAUCCUGGCGCUCCUCUCGGCCGGGGUGCCGAUGAGGGCGACGGCAACGGCAACGGCCGUUGCCAUUGUGCGUCAAGACGGCGGCAAGAGGACGAUAGUAGACCCUUCGCCGAGGGAAGUCGAAACAGCAGAGUCAGUUCAUGUACUGGGUUUCACGUCCCAUGACGGCCUUUUACUGGCAGAGAGCGAAGGCGACUUUACAGUCAGCGAAUGGGACCAAGUCUACGAGAUUGCAAGGGCGAUCUGCUGCCGCUCCGCGCCAGCCAAGGAAGGGAUGGCCAUGGUACUAGACGACGAGCAGACCAGCGGACCGGAUAUGCGCCAGUUUCUCCGGUCAGCUAUGGAGUCAAAGGUGGCUGCGGACCUUCAUUGGAAGUGAGAGGGCGGACUCCUGUCGCGAUCCUCGAUCCAGCUUGAACCGGGGAGGGUGCAGCGC
This is a messenger RNA of Thermothelomyces thermophilus ATCC 42464, 975 nucleotides long. RefSeq lists its product as uncharacterized. Gene Ontology annotation, cellular component: cytoplasmic exosome (RNase complex); nuclear exosome (RNase complex); nucleolus. NCBI's taxonomy places the organism in Eukaryota, Fungi, Ascomycota, Sordariomycetes, Sordariales, Chaetomiaceae. Gene Ontology annotation, biological process: poly(A)-dependent snoRNA 3'-end processing; U4 snRNA 3'-end processing; rRNA catabolic process. The record is from RefSeq and is a predicted model, not a curated record. Bases 157 to 918 code for a protein of 253 amino acids. The transcript is spliced from 3 exons.